AUGGCUGCCGCAGAAGCCGCGGAGAAAGCCGAGCUAGCAGCAAAAGCCGCCGCGCGGAGAGCCGCGAGACUCGCCGCAAGCGCCGCCGCCGCCGCAGAGGGCCGGAUUUCCGCCACUGGCGGAGCAACGGCCGCGUUUGCGCGUGCAUUCGCGGGAAUCGCACCGGGCGCCAACGACUCGUUGGUGGGAAACAAUGCGGGGGAGCAAGAUGCGGGGGAGGCGGAAAGGGAGGCGGAGGAGGAGGAUGAUGACGAAGGGGACGAAUGGGAUCCCAAGACACAACCGUUAACGGAAAAGCCGAUUCUGCUGGGACCGGCGGAGUUCGUCAGACCGGACGGAACACGCGGAACGCUUCACGGGGGAGGCGCGCCCGGAUGGGAGCAGCGGUGGCGGAAUCGGCGCGCCGCGGUAAAGGCUGCGCGCGGCGGAAGCGGUGGAAGCGACGGAGGCGCAACCAGCGGGGGAAGCGGCGGGAGCGGCUGGAACAGCGGAGCGGGGAACAGCACCGCCAGUGCGGGGACGGCGGCGGCGGGAGGAACAACAUUUUCCAUAGCGGGCGCGGCGGGCGCGGCGGGUGAUACGAUAGUGCAACCCAUGGCUGGCACGCCGGAUAUUUCGCACACUGCGGGAUACUUCAAGAUUAAAGCGCGACGCGACACGAGACUGUUCUACUACUUCUUCGAGUCGCGGAACGACGCGAGCACGGAUCCGCUGGUGCUAUGGCUGACGGGCGGCCCGGGAUGCAGCAGCGCGUUCGCGCUGCUGUAUGAGAACGGCCCGUACCAGCUUGACACAGACAAGACGACGCUUAUUUGGAACGACAACGGAUGGGACAUGGUGAGUUUUGCGUCCAACAUCGUCUUUCUGGACCAGCCAGUGGGCACGGGCUUCAGCUGUAGCGACCUGCUCUUUGCCUCUGCUCCCGCUGCUCCCCCUGUCCCAUGCCUCACUGUCUCCCCUGUUCCCCUCCCCAGGCGUCCAACAUCAUCUUUCUGGGCCAGCGAGUGGGCACGGGCUUCAUCCGCUCUUUGUCCUCCUUUCCCCGUGUCCUCCCUGUUAUGGGCCCUUUCCCCCUCCCUUUCCCCUCCCUCCCAGGCAUCCAACAUCAUCUUUCUGGACCAGCCGGCAUCCAACAUCAUCUUUUUAGACCAGCCAGUGGGCACGGGCUUCAGCUACAGCAACGACGGGCAGAAGCGCAGCACGCAGCGCGGUGUGAGCAAAGAUGCGUACCAGUUCCUGCAGGCCUUCCUGGACGCGCAUCCCGAGCUGCGCACGCGUCCGUUCUUCAUCACGGGGGAGUCGUACGCAGGAAAGUACAUCCCCACGCUCGCUGCACGCAUCGUGCGCGCCAACAAGGUCGGCAAGAAGCCGCGCAUCAAUCUGCAGGGCAUGGCUAUCGGCAACGGCUUGACCAGUCCGCACACGCAGUCCAUGUCCUAUGCACGGUUUGCAUACAAGAACAAGCUCAUGAGCUACUGGAAGUACCGGGAGCUCAAGGCGCGAGGGCGAGCGUGCCAGCUCACCGACCUCAUGUGUGGCACCCAAGGCAAGGUGACGUGCAUCACGGCGUUCCUAGUGUGCGGCUGGUACUUCAAUCAAAUCGUGUCCCAGUCUGGCAACGGCAAGGUCAACUACUAUGACGUGCGCAAGCCGUGUGUGCAUGACAGCGGGUGCUACGACUUCAGUGCGGGAAACGCAUACCUCAACUCUGCAGAAGUCAAGCAGAAGCUGGGGGUUAAAAAAGAGUGGAGGGACUGUGACGACAGUGUGUACUUUGCAAUGCUCAUGGACUUUGAGAGGGAUGAGACGGAGCACGUGAGCUAUGUGCUUAACAACGGGCUGCGAGUACUCAUCUAUGCAGGCGAGAAGGACUUUAUCUGCAACUGGAUUGGUGAGUGA
Molecule: messenger RNA, 1899 nt
Organism: Closterium sp. Naga37s-1
Lineage: Eukaryota; Viridiplantae; Streptophyta; Zygnematophyceae; Desmidiales; Closteriaceae
Source: the annotation of a GenBank genome assembly